Molossus molossus (Pallas's mastiff bat) is the source of this 1884-nucleotide messenger RNA. RefSeq names its product ADP-ribosyltransferase 4 (inactive) (Dombrock blood group) (gene ART4). The transcript is spliced from 3 exons. Gene Ontology annotation, molecular function: NAD+-protein-arginine ADP-ribosyltransferase activity; NAD+ poly-ADP-ribosyltransferase activity. NCBI's taxonomy places the organism in Eukaryota, Metazoa, Chordata, Mammalia, Chiroptera, Molossidae. The record is from RefSeq and is a predicted model, not a curated record. The coding region runs from base 308 to 1291 and encodes 327 amino acids.
CUUCUCCUGCCUCCCUGAGAAAGCUGAGGCUGAGCUGCUGAACCUGAUCCUGAACAUUCUUUUGGAAUUCCUCACCAUACAGAUUAGAUAAGGGUUUAUGUUUUUUUCAUCAGAAACUAACUUCAAUUUAUGAAGAAUUCCUUGUUCAGUGCACAAGUCCAGCUUUUUCCAAGAUUUCAGCUUUGCAAUUAAGUUGGAGUUGACCUUUGCCCUCGGAAAAACGGCUGGUCAACAGAAGCCUCAAGGUAGACGUUAGCAAGAAAGGUUCUUGCUGGGAUUCACCCCUAGAAAAGCCCAAAGGAGAACGAUGGCAAUUCAUUUCAGGAUGAAGCUGCAAGAACGAAGGAAUACAUUUAACACCAACAAAUGCUGUCCACUGACCAACAGACACAGGAAGAGUCUUCUCCCAAGUGCAGCUCCUGCGACGGGAGUCUGGCUCCUUGGGGCGCAGCUCCCACUCCUGCUGCUGUUCGCUGGCCUGCAGAGACCCACGGCAGCAAUUAAAAUCAACUUGGACUUGGCCCCAGGCUCCUUUGAUGAUCAAUACCACGGCUGCCACCAACAGGUCAUGGAGGAGCUAAAUCAAGGGGAUUACUUCACAAAAGAACUAGAAGCCUAUAGGAAUUAUUUCAGGAUCUGGCAAAAUGCCCACUUGAACUGGCUGAACCAAGCUAAAGCUCUCCCUAAGAACAUGACGAUCACACAUGCUGUGGCCAUCUUGGUCUACACAUUAAACGACAAAUUUCGCUCUGACUUCACUAGAGCCAUGGCCAGCACUGCCCAGUGUCCACAAGAGUAUAAACGUUCAUUCCAUUUCAAAUACCUACAUUACUACUUGACCUCUGCAAUCCAGCUGCUGAGGAAAGGGGCUGUCAUGAGAAAUGACUCUCAGUGUUACGAGGUGUAUCACGAGGCUGAUUUCUACUUGGAAGCCAAGCUAGGUGACACCCUUCGAUUUGGCCAAUUCCUCUCCACCUCCCUCCUGAGAAAAGAGGCGCCGAAGUUUGGGAACCAAACUCUAUUUACUAUAUUUACCUGCCUGGGUGCAUCUGUACAAGACUUCUCUCUCAAGGAGGAGGUCCUGGUCCCUCCCUAUGAGUUGUUCAAAGUUGUAAAUAUGAGCUACCAUCCAAGAGGAAAUUGGUUGCAAUUGUGGUCAACUGGACAUCAGAGCGCAUGUAACUGUGAGCUGCUAAAAGCUUCCAGCAAAAAGUGCAUGCCAGCUCCUGCCGUUAUUGCUGCUCUCUCCUUUUUGAUCAGUGUUAUUAUCUUUUCCAAAAGUGAAGUAUAGAGGAACCUUGUCAUUUUGUUUUUCCUGAACCCUUUUGUUUUAUUCCAGUCAAGGAACCCUGUAUAUCCUUAGGAAAUCACUCUGCCCCUCCUCCCACAUCAACUGAUGCAGAGCGGGCUCAGGCCAUUGCCUAUGAGUGGGCCUGUAACUCAGUAUGUUUCUUCUCCAUGGCCACAGAGAUCCAUGAUGGAGUAGAAAAUGACCCAAUCAGAGUUUAUGAGAUAAAAUCAGGGUACUUUCGCUCUGGCCAGUUUGGCUCAGCAUUGGAGCGUCAGCCUGCAGACCAGAGAGUCCUGGGUUCAGUUUCUGCCAGGGGCAUGUACCAAAAGAAAAAAAAUUGGCACUGGGAUUUGGAAUGAGGUGGUGCUUUCUUUUUAUUUUUUAGUAGAGAUUAAUUAAAAGAGAGUACGAUCCUAGAGCUGCUAGCAGCUAUCUUGUCUCCAGGAAAGGAGGCCCUACCUCCCUGAGAAUGGAACUAACACAGUAAAGGAAGAGCUAAGAAAUGAAAAAAAAAAAAAAACAACUGUGUCUGGAUGAGCGUGUACAAGCCCCUAGAUCCAACUGUGCCUGAAACUGCAUACUGCUGGCUUUUU